Messenger RNA from Arachis ipaensis, 813 nucleotides. The record is from RefSeq and is a predicted model, not a curated record. NCBI's taxonomy places the organism in Eukaryota, Viridiplantae, Streptophyta, Magnoliopsida, Fabales, Fabaceae.
AUGGGUUCACUUAAGAUUGAUUCAGGAGUGGCUAGAGAUAUGUUUGCUUCUUAUGUAGUUGCUGGGGAUAAGCCAUUCAAUAUGGUUGAUGAUAGGAGAUUUAGAAAUUGGGUGAAAUAUAUAAGUCUAACUUUAAAACUUCCUACUAAGAAUACGGUUAAGUCUGAUAUAGUAAAAGUUCACAAGAGAGAAGCUGCGAAACUUAAAAAAAUUUUAGUUUCCAUUCCAAAUAUAAUUUGCUUAACAUCUAAUCUUUGGACGUCCAGUACCAAUGAGGGGUGGAAUUCACUUUAUGCAAUGCUUGCAAGUGCUAUUCCAUAUAAGAAAGUUUUUGAAAUGUAUAAACAUAUUUUGAUGAAUAGUUUGAAGAAUGAUGAAGUGCUUAUAAAGAAUAUGGGAGAACAAAUGAUGAUUAAGUUCAAGAAAUAUUGGGAGGAAUACAGUGUUAUUCUUGCAUUUGGGACAGUUCUUGAUCCUAGAUUUAAACUCAACACUUUGACUCAUUGCUAUAAUGAGAUUGAUCCUAUUAGUGCUAAAGACAAAGUAGAGCAUGUGAAGAAUAAGUUAUACAAGAUCUUUGAGGUUUAUGACCACAAUUCCUCUACAACUGUAGAGAGUUCUUCCCAAAUUUCAAGUAAUGUUUCUCAAGCAACAUCUUCUGCAAUUGGAACUCAGCUUAUUAAAAUUGUUGGUAAUUUGAUGUCCCAUAAUCAAGAAGUUAAAGUAAAAAGUGGAAAGAACCAACUUGAUAUUUAUUUGAGUGAGGCAACAUUAUUUCGCAAGGAUACAAUUAUAGAUAUUUUGCAAUGGUAG